Molecule: messenger RNA, 981 nt
Organism: Solanum stenotomum
Lineage: Eukaryota; Viridiplantae; Streptophyta; Magnoliopsida; Solanales; Solanaceae
Product: putative Peroxidase 48
Exons: 4
Coding region: 277-807 (176 amino acids)
Biological process (GO): response to oxidative stress
Cellular component (GO): plasmodesma; plant-type cell wall
Molecular function (GO): heme binding; peroxidase activity
Source: RefSeq, a predicted model, not a curated record
CCUAUUGAUUUUCAGGGUUGUGAUGCAUCCGUUCUGCUAGCUGAUAGAAAUGAGAAUGGGACUGUUGAACGUGAGGCCAUCCCAAACAGGACGCUGAAAGGCUUCAACUUCAUUGACACGAUAAAGGAUGAAGUUGAGGAGGAAUGCCCUGGGGUUGUCUCUUGUUCUGAUAUCCUUGUCCUGGCAACAAGAGAUGGCAUAGUUUUGGCUGGUGGACCAUAUUAUCCUGUGCUUACAGGCAGAAGGGACAGUAAGGAGUCAUUCUUUGAUAAGGCGAUGGCUGAAAUUCCACGACCAAAUGGGAAUAUCAGUGAAACUCUUAGGCUAUUUUCGCUCAGAGGAUUUGAUGAGAGGGAAACAGUGGCCCUCCUUGGAGCACAUAAUAUUGGGAGGAUUGGUUGUCAAUUUAUUCGGCCCAGGCUCAGUAAUUUCACGGGGACAGGUUUACCUGAUCCAACAAUUCCUCCCGACUUUCUUGAAGAGUUGAGGCGGAAGUGUCCAGACGACAACAACACCAUCAGCAAUAUGUUGAAUGAUGAAGAUACAGAUACAGCUAGGGGUCUGAGUGUAUCAAUUGCGACUUCAUUAGAUAAUCACUACUACAAGACCUUGAUGAGAGGAAGAGGGCUGCUGUUUGCUGAUCAACAGUUGAUGGCUAAUGAAAAGACUGCUGCAGCAGUGACAGAUUACGCUAUUGAUGAUGGGAUCAUAUUUAGGACAGAGUUUGCUCAUGCCAUGGCUAAAUGUCCAAUAUUGGUGUUCUUACUGGAUCGAAAGGAGAAGUUCGGCACAGUUGCUCACAUCUAAAUUCGUAGAUUAGAUAAAUUUUAUGACUUUUCCUAGUGCUUGAAUGAUGGCACACACAUGUACGUUUGGAUGAAUGCUUAGAUCAGUAUCUGAUUUUUCUCAUUAUUGCAUAUCUUUUAUAUGUACAUCAAUCAGCAAAUAUGUGUGUCUGCGGGAUUGCACUAAGGUAAAUCA